AUGGAGAAGGCUAUAAUCGCGCCUUACAGCGAGGAGCGACCCAGCAGAGUGAAAUCGCGACAGUAUCGACUCCUGCGAGCUGCGUUGGCUUUCAGUCUAUUGGUGGCCUGUGGAUACGCAGGCUUAUUCACCGCCUAUACAACCUCUCGAGGAGCUGAUACAAGGGUCAAAGUACCUAUCAACGCUCACGAAAUCAUUCGGAAAUGCGCCCAUCUCAAUGAUAUUCCAGGACCACCUCCAAGUUUUGGUUCUCGGAAGGAAUCUGACCGUUACGUCCCUGAAACUAAACCGACUUGGAUAAAGAACGCGACAAUAUGGACAGGAAACAUCGAUGGGCUAGAGGUCAUUCUGGAAGGUGACUUGUUCUUGGAUAAAGGAAUUAUCAAAGCGGUUGGGAAGGUACCUGCUCAGAUAUUGAGCGCGUAUGAUCAUGACUAUCUAUCGGUUAUUGACGCGAACGGAUCUUGGGUUUCUCCUGGUAUCGUUGAUCUACAUUCUCAUCUCGGCGACUAUUCUUCCCCAAAACUCAGAGGUUCGGAUGACACGAACUCGAGGAAAGGCCUUGUCCAGCCUUGGCUACGCUCCCUCGACUCUUUGAACACCCACGACGAUGCCUACCAGCUAUCUAUAGCCGGUGGGGUUACAACAUCAGUAAUUCUUCCGGGCUCAGCAAAUGCUAUCGGUGGUCAGGCAUUCGUCAUUAAACUUCGUCCAACGGAAGAACGUUCUCCGUCAUCUAUGCUCCUCGAGCCUCCGUUUACCUUCAACGGAUCAGGGAUUGAGGAAGUGCAGCCUCCGCGAUGGAGACAGUUGAAACAAGCAUGUGGGGAAAAUCCAAGUCGUUUCUAUUCGGGCACUCGGAUGGACACAAUUUGGGCUUACCGUCAAGGGUACGAAGAGGCAAGGAAACUCAAAGUCAAACAAGAUGCAUACUGUGAAAAAGCUGCAACAAAACAAUGGGAUGGCCUCGGCGAUUUUCCUGAAGACCUUCAAUGGGAGGCUCUAGUUGACGUAUUGAGAGGAAAGGUCAAGAUUCAGAAUCAUUGUUAUGAAGCCGUCGAUUUAGACGGGAUCGUCCGUCUAACGAACGAGUUCAAAUUUCCGAUUGCCGCGUUCCAUCACGCCCAUGAGACGUAUUUAGUUCCCGAACUCCUGAAGAAAGCCUAUGGUCACACUCCCGCUGUCGCACUCUUCGCAACCAAUGCACGCUACAAGCGCGAAUCGUACCGAGGCUCCGAAUUCGCACCUCGUAUAUUAGCUGAUAAUGGCAUUCAAGUUGUGAUGAAGAGUGAUCAUCCAGUUCUCAACUCCCGUUUUCUCAUGUAUGAAGCCCAACAAGCCCAUUACUUUGGUCUGGCUUCCAAUCUUGCCUUGGCUUCUGUCACCUCGACUCCAGCACAAAUAAUGGGACAAGAUCAUCGUAUCGGCUAUAUCCGAAAAGGCUUUGACGCUGAUGUUGUUCUAUGGGACAGCCAUCCUUUGGCUGUUGGAGCUACACCUAAACAAGUGUUCAUUGAUGGCAUUGCCCAACUCAACAAGCCUUUCGCCUUUCCCAAAUCCGAUGUUUUACAACGCGCACCUGAAACUCCAAAUUUUGAUGAAGAGACAAAAGCUGCACUUAAGCACGAUGGUCUUCCUCCACUUGAGCCCAAGGAAUCAAUUUCAGACGUUGUAAUUUUCCAGAAUUUUGACUCUCUGUUCCUGGAUAUGGGAAAUGGCGUGGAACAGAUUUUUACUGCGGAAAACUACGUUGGUGAAUCACAGAUCGCCGUGGUGCAGAACGGGAAACUAGCUUGUAUUGGGACGCCCGAUGUGUGCAUUACAAGUGUGAACGUGGACUCCCGGACGGUUGACCUGCAGGGAGGCUCUUUGGCGCCCGGCCUGGUCAGUUACGGGAGUCCACUCGGCCUGGUACAUAUCGCUGGCGAAGAAAGUACUCAGGACGGGGAAGUCUUCGAUGGUCUCAUGGACAAGCUUCCUACUAUCCUGGGCGGAAAUACCGCUGUUAUCCGUGCUGUGGAUGGCUUACAAUUCGCGACCAGGGAUGCACUCUUAGCUUACCGUAGCGGUGUCACUACCGGAGUUACUGCACCGUGUUCGUCAGGUCUUUUGGCUGGUUUGAGUACGGCGUUCAACACGGGUGCUGCUCACAAGCUCAUAGAAGGUGCUGUGGUGGAAGACGAAGUAGCACUUCAUGUGUCGCUUUCUUUGUCUUCUUCUGUCAGUGUCAGUACACAGAUUGCGACACUCAGAAGAUUACUGUUAGGGGGUGGUGCAAAAGGUGAGCUUGGAGUGCAAGUCACAAAAGUACUGGAGGGGAAGAUACCACUGGUUAUUGGCGUCCAUAGUGCAGAUAUUAUGGCUUCGUUGAUUCAGCUUAAGUCUGAGAUUACAAAGGAAACUAAAUCUGCAAUUCAAAUGACAUUCGCUGGAGCAUCCGAGGCACACCUGUUAGCAAAGGAGAUCGGUGCUGCAGGUGUUGGUGUCAUUCUUUCACCGGCUCGGUCAUUCCCGUUUUUCUGGGAUAUGCGCAGAAUUUUACCUGGUCCACCUUUGACCCAGCACAGUGCUGUAUCUACCUUACUAGCCAACAACGUCACUGUGGGUGUGGGCGUGAAUUUUGAUGAGUCAUGGGCCGUACGAAAUACAAGAUUCGAUGUGAGCUGGGCUUCUCUGGAAGCUGGAGGAGAAAUAUCUAAAGCAGGAGCUAUAGCGUUAGCUUCUUCGAAUCUGGAAAAACUAUUGGGGUUGGCUUCUGGUACUGUCUCCUCCAAUUUAAUCGCGACUACGGGCGGGACUAUACUUGACUUCGAAUCUAAAGUGGUAGCUGUCGCAUCUGCUAAGCGAGGAGUGGUAGAUCUAUUUUGA
Messenger RNA from Lentinula edodes (shiitake mushroom), 2868 nucleotides. Its product is annotated as carbohydrate esterase family 9 protein. Gene Ontology annotation, molecular function: allantoinase activity. The transcript is spliced from 19 exons. Gene Ontology annotation, biological process: purine nucleobase catabolic process. The record is from RefSeq and is a predicted model, not a curated record. The coding region runs from base 1 to 2868 and encodes 955 amino acids. NCBI's taxonomy places the organism in Eukaryota, Fungi, Basidiomycota, Agaricomycetes, Agaricales, Omphalotaceae. Gene Ontology annotation, cellular component: cytoplasm.